AUGCACUCACCUGUAACCCUGGCACCAUCGUCGACUUCAACAUCACCUGUUACAAAUUAUCACAAAUUACAUAAUUAUCCACAUCGUGGUGGUAGUAAUUAUCAGCAACAGUCAGAUUUAAAAGAAUUAACAAAUGUUUUAUCAGAAUUAAAUACGAAUUUUAAACGAAAUGUUAAAGUACUACAGGACUUAAAAGAUUUUAUUGUUAAAGUAUGUGAAAAACAAGCAGCAAGACCAGUUGAUGAUAAUAGUGGUAUACACAAAUUAGAACAAGUUACAGUAGAAGUUCGAUUGGUAUUCUUAAAAAUUGGUGAAAUUGAUACAUUGAAAGAACAAUUUCAAGCUGAAGCAUUUAUACAAGCAAAAUGGCAUGAACCGGGCUUAAAAGGAACAGAUUUGGAUAAUUUUGAUCCAGCAAAAUAUUGGAAUCCCUUAUUAUUUAUUGAUAACGUAGUCGGGGAUUUACGAAAUGAUGUUUGGCAUAAAAUUGUUUAUGAUGGAGCAGAAAUACCAAUGAUUUAUGAAAUGAGAAAAGUCAAAGGAGUUUUUCUUGAAAAUUUAGAACUUAAUGAUUUUCCAGUUGAUGUACAGUUUUUCAUAACUGUGAUGGCCUUUGCUACAUUUUCUGUAACCUAUAAUUUACCUCAAAAUCGUUUACAAUUGAGUUUUACGUUAUUACUGACAGCAGUUACAUUCAAAUGGGUUGUUGUUAGAUGUUUACCAACAAUAUCUUAUCUAACCACCCUGGAUAAAUAUGUUCUGUUAUCCAUGGUAUUGUUAUGCGUAGUAUGUGCGUGGCAUGCAAUUAUAGCUUGUGUACCAUCAAAAAUGGCUCCAGUAUGGGAUGUAUGGGCAUUAACUACACUGGCUGUUUUAUACACAUUAUUCCACAUCAUCUUUCUAUUAUGGAUGUACUUUGUGACGUAUAGAAGAAGAAGACUAAUGAAACGAAAAGAUAAAGAUUAUUUGUUAUUAUUUGAUGCACAAGAACUUUCACAUCGCCAUCGUAUGCAACGUGUAUCCUCACUUGGUAUGCCGGCUGACGAAGAUGGACAUUAUGUCAGCGCAUCAGCUGCUAAUACUGUCCUUCGUAUGAAAGAUACGCUUCCUACAGGCCGUGGUUCAAUACCGUCGACGUCAUCUGAUCAUCAACAACAACCAUCCAUAUUGAAACAAAAUCAUAAAGUAUUGACUAAUACUUAUGCUUUAAAUCGUGUAUCACCGAGAAGAGUUAGUAUCGCUUAUCAUCAAGUUAAUGACUCAGCUCAAAUAAUGGUUCCACCACAACAUUUAUCAUCGUCUUCACAACAAAAACCAUUUUUUUAUCAUGAAGGAAAACAAUUAUUAACAUCGUCCGAUAUUGAAGCAAUGAAUUUGAGACAGUUUAGAAUGAGUUCACUUACAUCUUAA
Molecule: messenger RNA, 1410 nt
Organism: Didymodactylos carnosus
Lineage: Eukaryota; Metazoa; Rotifera; Eurotatoria; Philodinida; Philodinidae
Source: the annotation of a GenBank genome assembly